Poecile atricapillus (Black-capped chickadee) is the source of this 3338-nucleotide messenger RNA. It is a transcript of the gene SERAC1, whose product is annotated as serine active site containing 1. The coding region runs from base 2 to 1885 and encodes 627 amino acids. The transcript has 16 exons. NCBI's taxonomy places the organism in Eukaryota, Metazoa, Chordata, Aves, Passeriformes, Paridae. The record is from RefSeq and is a predicted model, not a curated record.
AAUGUCAGUGGCUGCAUACUGUGUAUUUUGCUACAGAAAAAUAGGAACCUCUGGCUCAGCCACAAAAAAACCAUGGAAUGAUAUCAGAAAAAUUGCAAAGGUAACUGGAUCACUUAUACUAGGAGGUUUUGUGUUCAUUACAUAUGAAGUCCUGUCCUUAAAUAAGUUACUGCAAAUCGAUACUCAAGCUCUCCAUCAAGAAAAACUUAAAUCCUAUGUAUACGUACGUACAGCUUCUCUAAGUCCAAGUGAAUAUCAAGGGAUUACGUACAAAGCCAGAAAAGAAAUCCAUAAAGCAGUGAGGAGAAUUCUAGAAACAGAAGCUAAAAUCUUCCGGAGACCUUUUAAUGAACAAUUCAGUACCUUUGAUGGAGAAGAUCAUGAGUGUGCCUUAUGGCUUCUCUUAAAGAGAAGUCAGUCAGAAGACAAAGCAAUCCGACUGCAGGCUGUACAAGAUCUGGCAAGCAACAGUCACUGGCAUGAUUAUCAGUAUGGCACAGUUGCUCAAACCUGUGAUCAAAGGACUGCUAUAGGUUUGGCUCGAUCCAAAGAUGUUGACCUUCGCUUUUUCCUGCCUCCACCACCACUGCCAAAAAUAAAGACUGAUUAUCCCAUUGAAGAUGAACUUCGCUUGUUGUUGGUAUCUUUACCUCAGUCUGGUCUUGAUCCAUGUGUCCAGUACUUCACAUCACUUGCCUUACGUGAAAGUAGCCAGACUCUUGCUGCACAAAGGGGAGGCUUAUGGUGUUUUGGAGGAAAUGGACUUCCAUAUUGUGAGACAUUGAGUAAAAUCCCUUCAGAGACAGUGGAACUCUUCUGCUUGCAGGCUUUAGUACAGCAUUCUAAGAUUUCUUCUCACUGUGAUAAAAUUGAAGCUAAAGGAGGCCUCCAGCUACUGCAGAGGAUAUACCAGCUACGUAAAGAUUCAGCAAAGAUACAGAGGAACAUAAUCCGCAUUAUUGGGAAUAUGGCUUUGGAUGAACGUCUUCACUCAUCCAUAGUACGUGCAGGUUGGGUUUCUGUACUUGCUGAAGUAAUGAAAUCCCCACACGUCAUUCAGUCUUCUCAUGCAUCCAGAGCUUUGGCUAAUCUAGACAGGGACACGGUGAAAGAAAAAUAUCCAGAUGGUGUUUAUGUCUUACAUCCGCAAUAUCGUAGCAGCCAGCCUAUCAGAGCAGACAUCCUUUUCGUUCAUGGUCUUUUGGGAGCAGCAUUUAAAACCUGGCGACAGCAGGACAUCGACCGGCGUUCGGAUAAAAAGGCUUCAGAAGGGGAAGAGGACUAUAGUCAGUGCUGGCCAAAGACAUGGCUUGCUUCAGACUGUCCUUCCCUUAGAAUCAUAUCUGUGGAGUAUGACACCCAUUUGAGUGACUGGAAAGCAAAAUGUCCUGUUGAGGCUCACAGGAAGUCUAUUGCUUUCAGGAGCGGUGAGCUGCUUGACAAGCUCAAAGCUGCUGGGAUUGGAGACAGACCUCUGGUGUGGGUAUCCCAUAGCAUGGGUGGUCUUCUAGUCAAAAAGAUGCUGGUGGAUGCUUCCAAGAAUCCAGAAAUGGAUAAAAUUGUAAACAACACCAGAGGAAUCGUGUUUUAUAGUGUACCUCACCAUGGUUCCCAGCUGGCUGAAUAUUCUAUAAAUGCCAGAUAUCUUCUCUUCCCGUCUGUGGAGGUUAAAGAGCUCAGCAAGGAUUCUCCUGCCCUUAAAGAGCUGAAUGAUGACUUCUUGUCUUUUGCCAAAGACAAGAAAUUUUCAGUGCUGAGUUUUGCAGAGACCCUACCAACACACAUAGGCAGCAUGAUAAAACUGCAUGUUGUACCUGUGGAGUCAGCAGGUGGGCUGCAUAGUGUUUCAGAUGCUUCUGCAAAUUCCAGACAUUUUCUUCUUUAAAAAGCCAAGAAAGUUUGUAAACUGCAAAUGGAAGGAAAAUGUCACAAAACUGGUUUUCAGUGUUAAGAAUCCUUUACCUUCCACAUCUCAUGAGCUCCAGCAAUAGAGUUUGCCUCCUGAAGAGUUCCCUCCAUCUUUUUGCCUUUUGUAGGAGAAGGGGAAAACAGAUUUUUUUUCCCUUUUUUUUUUUUUUAAUAUAUGUUCAACUUACAAAACUGUUUUAACUCUUAUCUUUUCAGUUUUUCUUUUGCACUGCCUAAGGUAUCUGUAAAGCCAGAACCCAUUGCUUUGUUAGGUUUUAGACCAAGCUUUUCACCAGCUAAAUCCACUAGCUUGAUUGCAAGGUCAGGUGCUCUGAAAGACUAGGACUACACAUCCCUGUUUUUCUGAGUCACUAUUUAGCAGUAUUUUUACAAUAUGUCCUCUUGAGCAGCAGUGUUUUGUAAAAAUGUUGCUGAUGCAAUUUUAUUGGCAAGGACUGAAAAACUGGACUGUUUUUUUGUUAUUAUUUAGCAAAAUAAGGUCAAAAAGAGGGCUGAAUAACAGAGCCCAAAUGAGCACUGUGCACUCGUGAUUUCAUAGCACUCUCCUCUUCUAAGGAUGACACCUAGUGCAGCACAUGAGUGCUCUUGAAAACCUUUAGAGGGCAUGUGUCAGUUCCGUAGCAGGCCACUCACCCUGUUCAAAACACAGGCUGACAAGCAGGAAGCUCCCUGUUUCUUGCAUGUUUGCUUGGGCAUGUGAAAGCAGAGCUUCAUCCUGCUCUGGUGUAAUUUUACGUAGUUAAAGAUACAGAAGUCAAAGCAAAAUAGAGGAUUUCUCUAGAUACUGAGUGAAUAGACAGUAAUGUAGCGGUCCCAGCAUCCUAACUGGAAAGUUAGUAGUGAUGACUGUCAAGAAAAGAAUAAAUGCUGUAGUGUGCCCAAAAACAGUACCUGAAAAUGGAAUAUUUGUAAAUAUUUCAUUUGCCUGGAAAUGUGUGUAGUGUUUUGCAGCAUAUUUCAGGUUCAUUCUAGUCCAAAUUUUGUUGUCUAUGUUGCAAAGUAAGCAAUAUGGGUAAUUAGUGGUGAUCAGAUUCAAGAUACCACACAUUAAACUACGUCCCUGAUUAUAUCAACACUUAAACCUCAGUCAGGACUGUGCUAUUGAAGUUCUGUUUCAGCAAAGUUAUCUGUAUGGAGAAAUGUACAUUUGUGUAUUUCAAACAAAGACAGUAGAACUCUGCCCUAAUGGUGUAGUGUGCCAGUGUGGGUUUUGUGACAGCACAGAGCUCUAUCAGGCCAUAACUGUGUGGACUGAUGCUUUUAGCACAUGAAAAAAUAAUGACGAACAAAGAGUUUUACUGAAGAUAGGAGAGGUUGCUUUUGAGAGAGAAAUUGCUAAUGCAAGAUGUUCUUUUCAGUCUAGGUCAUCUUAUGAACUCUGAUAGGUUUUUUGGUUUUUUUUCCCCCUU